Molecule: messenger RNA, 3184 nt
Organism: Miniopterus natalensis
Lineage: Eukaryota; Metazoa; Chordata; Mammalia; Chiroptera; Miniopteridae
Source: RefSeq, a predicted model, not a curated record
GCCCACCGAGCCGCGGCUGCGCGGACGUCGUACAGGCCCCGCCCCUCACCUGGCCCCGCCCCCGGACGCCGGAGUCUGCGCGCGAAUUCCGUGGCGCGAAUUUGGGACUGUAGUUGAGCGCCCAGGGGUUCCAGGUGUGACGCCCCGGACUGCGACGCGCGGGGCCGGCGUGAGGAGGUUUAUGUGUUUUGAUAUCUGCUCAAGCAGUCUUCUCACCAAGUACUUGGACAUCUGUUCCAGAACAGCUGACAGGAGACAAAGCUGGGAAGGGACAGUUCCACCGCCAUCAUGCAGCGAAGUAUCAUGUCAUUUUUCUCCCCCAAGAAAGAGGGCAAAGCAAAGAAGCCAGAGGAGACAUCCAACAGCAUCAGAGAGGCUGAGCCCCCUCCGAAGGUGGCGCUGAAGGAGCGGAAUGGAGUGGUGCCUGAGAGGGACUCUCCGGUGAAGAGGCCGGGGAGGAGGGCGGCUCGGGUCCUGGGCAGCGAAGGGGAGGAGGAGGAUGAAGCCGCCACGCCCCCCAAAAGCCAGCCUGCCCCCGACUCUCUACAGGGCUCCCCUCCCGGUCCUGUCACAUUUCCUGAGACCAGCCCUUCCCUCUCCAACACUUCUCCAGUGCACAUUUCCCCGUCAGGGAUCCCGAAGCGUCGCACAGCUCGGAAGCAGGUUUCUAAACGGACGUCUCAGGAUGUCGUGGCCGAGCACCGAGCACCCAAGAGGAAGAAGGAGGAAGAAGCAGAGACCCCGACAGAAAGCCUCCCAGAACUGGAAGGGGUCAAAGAGGAGGAAGCAGAAGAGGGGGACCCACCCACGACGCCCCCUGAGCCCCAAAAUGCCUGCAGAGCAGAGCCCCUGACAGAAAGUGGUCCCGAGCCUAAGCAGGUGAAGCAGGAGCCCCAGGACGAGGGCCAAGCUGAGCCUUCCCCUAGAAUUCCCAGGACGCUGAGCAGUUUCUUCACCCCUCGGAAGCCUGCAAUCAAAAAAGAAGUGAAAGAAGAAGGGUCUGGCACCCCAAGCAAGGAGAUGCCCAAAGGACUCUUGCACUCGGAUAUGAGCUCCAGCCCCCUGGACCCAUCCAGCUACAAUCCUGCCAAGAAAAACUACCAUCCCCUCCAGGACGCAUGCUGGACACAGGGCCAGAAGGUCCCUUAUCUGGCUGUGGCGCGGACCUUUGAGAAGAUCGAGGAGGUUUCUGCUCGGCUCAGGAUGGUGGAGACACUGAGCAACUUGCUUCGCUCCGUGGUGGCCCUGUCACCUCCAGACCUCCUCCCCAUCCUCUAUCUCAGCCUUAACUGCCUCGGGCCUCCCCAGCAGGGCCUGGAGCUUGGCGUUGGGGAUGGUGUCCUUCUAAAGGCGGUGGCCCAGGCCACAGGUCGGCAGCUCGAGUCUGUCCGGGCUGAGGCAGCCGAGAAGGGGGAUGUGGGGCUGGUAGCUGAGAACAGCCGCAGCACCCAGAGACUCAUGCUGCCCCCUCCCGCCCUCACUGCCUCCGGGGUCAUCGCCAAGUUCCGAGACAUCGCCCGGCUCACUGGCAGCGCUUCUAUAGCCAGGAAGAUUGACAUCAUCAAAGGCCUCUUUGUUGCCUGCCGCCACUCGGAAGCCCGAUUCAUCACCAGAGCCCUGAGUGGACGGCUGCGCCUUGGGCUGGCAGAGCAGUCGGUGCUGGCUGCCCUCGCCCAGGCCGUGAGCCUCACGCCCCCAGGCCAAGAAUUCCCCCCAGCUGUGGUGGAUGCUGGGAAGGGCAAGACAGCGGAGGCCAGAAAGGCGUGGCUGGAGGAGCAAGGCAUGAUCCUGAAGCAGACGUUCUGCGAGGUGCCUGACCUGGACCGGAUCGUCCCUGUGUUGCUGGAGCAUGGCCUGGAACGGCUCCCGGAGCACUGCAAGCUGAGCCCAGGGGUUCCCCUGAAACCAAUGUUAGCCCACCCCACCCGGGGUGUCAGUGAGGUCCUGAAACGCUUCGAUGAGGCAGCUUUCACCUGCGAGUACAAAUACGAUGGGCAGAGGGCACAGAUCCAUGUUCUGGAAGGCGGGGAGGUGAAGAUCUUCAGCAGGAAUCAGGAAGACAAUACUGGGAAGUACCCUGACAUCAUCAGCCGCAUCCCCAAGAUGAAACUCCCGUCAGUCACAUCCUUCAUUUUGGACGCAGAGGCUGUGGCUUGGGACCGAGAAAAGAAGCAGAUCCAGCCAUUCCAAGUGCUCACCACCCGCAAACGCAAGGAGGUGGACGCAGCAGAGAUCCAGGUGCAGGUCUGCUUGUACGCUUUCGAUCUCAUCUACCUCAACGGAAAGUCCCUGGUGCGUGAGCCCCUUUCCCGACGCCGGCAGCUGCUCCGAGAGAACUUCGUGGAGACGGAGGGUGAGUUUGUCUUUGCCACCUCCCUGGACACCAAGGAUGUGGACCAGAUUGCAGAGUUCUUGGAGCAGUCAGUGAAAGACUCCUGUGAGGGGCUGAUGGUGAAAACCCUGGAUGUCGAUGCCACCUACGAGUUCGCCAAGAGAUCACACAACUGGCUCAAGCUGAAGAAGGACUACUUGGACGGCGUGGGCGACACCCUGGAUCUUGUGGUGAUUGGCGCCUACCUGGGCCGGGGGAAGCGGGCCGGCCGCUAUGGGGGCUUCCUGCUGGCCUCCUACGAUGCGGAGAGUGAGGAGCUCCAGGCCAUAUGCAAGCUCGGAACUGGCUUCAGCGAUGAAGAGCUGGAGGAAUAUCACCAGACCCUCCAGGCCCUAGUACUGCCCACCCCACGCUCCUACGUCCGGGCAGACGGUGCCGUGGCCCCUGACCACUGGCUGGAGCCCAGCACUGUGUGGGAGGUCAGAUGCGCCGACCUCUCCCUGUCUCCCAUUUACCCGGCUGCCCGUGGUCUGGUGGACAGUGAGAAGGGGAUCUCCCUUCGCUUCCCUCGGUUUGUUCGCGUCCGUGAAGAUAAGAAGCCAGAGGAGGCCACCACCAGUGCCCAGGUGGCCUGGCUGUACAGGAGGCAGAGUCAGAUUCAGAACCAGGAGGACACAGACCUGGACUCCGACCUGGAGGAUUUCUACUAGGCCUCACCCUCGGGGGCCGGGACAACACCUCUGUUGCCAAGUAGAUCUGGUGUGCAGUCCAACCACGUGGUGUGUGUAAGGGUGUGGUUAAGCUGGAGGUUUAGUCAGUCACUUUUUGUCAAUAAAUAAUUAUUAAACACCA